AUGACCACCGACGCGAGGCUCGCUGCGGCCUUUGCUGCUCUUUCCCUUGCCAAUCCCCUCACAGUCACCCACGAACCGGCUACAUCCCCUGCUCAAUGGAAGGAACUCUUGCAGGCACAUAAAGAUGCCCCCAAGCCUUUCGAGUUGAUCAAGACCCUGGUGUACAAGCCCAAGACUGCCAAAACCGCCACCCCCGUCCCUGUGGUCGUCGUUGCUCGAGAAGAGACCGAGACCAACUCUGGAGCCAUCGGCAAGCAGCUCGGAUUGAAGGAACUGCGAUUGGCGAACGAGGAACUGCUUAAGGAAUUCUUUGCAUUGGAUAAGGACUCCCUGUCCCCACUUGCAAUCGACUCUUCCGUAUUUUCCAAGAUCCAACUCGUGAUCGACCCAGCUCUCGCUGACGCUUCCUCAACCCAAUUCGCUGUCCAUGCCUCGUCCUCGUCCACCACAACUUUCUUGUCCGGUGCCGACAUCGUCAAGCACCUCAAGUCGCUCGAGACAGACACACAGAAGCUCGUGGAAUUGGCGGCUCCCGGAGAAGCUGCCCCAGUCGCAGUUGCUCCGAAGAAAGCCCCGCCCAAGGAGAAGGAGGAUGCAAAGAUUGAGGGUGCAGUCCAGGUCGCUAUUGGUGUCAAGAAGGAGGUCGACUUUGCUUCAUGGUACACUAAUGUCCUGAUCAAGGCCGACAUGCUUGACUACUAUAGCGUCUCCGGUUGCUACAUCCUCAAGCCCUGGUCCUACUCUAUCUGGGAAGAGAUCCAAACCUGGUUCAACGCCGAAAUCAAGAAGCUCGGCGUUCAAAACUCGUACUUCCCCAUGUUCGUCUCGCAGAGCGUUUUGGAGAGGGAGAAGGACCACAUUGAGGGCUUCUCUCCUGAGGUCGCUUGGGUCACCAGGGCCGGCCAAUCCGAUUUGGAAGAGCCCAUUGCUAUCCGUCCAACCUCCGAGACCGCCAUGUAUCCUUUGUCGCCCUCUAACCCGCCCCCAGACUACGCCAAAUGGAUCCGCAGCCACCGCGACCUCCCUCUCAAGCUCAACCAAUGGAACAGCGUCGUCCGUUGGGAAUUCAAAAACCCCCAGCCCUUCCUCCGCACCCGCGAGUUCCUCUGGCAAGAGGGCCACACCGCCUUCCUCACCAAAGAAGAAGCCGACACCGAAGUCCGCCAGAUCCUCGACCUCUACCGCCAGGUCUACGAGGACCUCCUCGCCGUCCCCGUCAUCCCCGGUAUCAAAUCCGAGAAGGAAAAGUUUGCAGGUGGAUUGUACACUACGACGCUGGAGGGUUUCAUCCCCACCUCUGGACGCGGUAUCCAAGCCGCCACCUCCCACUGCCUGGGCCAAAACUUUUCGCGCCCGGAGAUGUUCAACAUCUUCGUCGAGGACCCUGAGAACCCCGGCAAGAAGUACGUCUGGCAGAACUCGUGGGGUUUGAGUACCCGUGCGAUUGGUGUGUGUGUUAUGGUUCAUGGUGAUAACCAGGGACUCGUCCUCCCCCCGAGGGUGGCGAGUGUGCAGGUGGUGGUUGUGCCGUGUGGUAUUACGGCCAAGACGAGCGAUGAGGAGAGGAAGAGGAUUAAUGAUGCGUGUGAGGCGUUGGCGUCCAAGUUGAGGGAGGGGGAUAUCAGGGCGAAGGCUGAUUUGAGGGAUGGGUAUACCCCUGGUUGGAAGUUUAAUGAGUGGGAGCAGAAGGGUGUCCCCGUCCGUCUUGAAAUUGGUCCUCAGGACAUCAAGAAGAACCAGACCCUCUCCGUUCGCCGCGACACCGGUGUCAAGGCUCCCCUCCCCCUCGACGGCAUCACCGCCACCGUCCAAGACCUCCUCAAGAACAUCCAAUCCGACCUCUUCGAGAAGGCGAAGAAGGUGUACUGGGAGCACGUCAAGCAGGUCACGAACUGGGACGACGUCGUCCCCGCUCUCGAUAGCAAGAACAUCGUCGUCAUCCCCUGGUGCGAGGAGGAAGCUUGCGAAGACGAGAUCAAGGAGAAGAGUGGGCGAGCUGCUGAACCGCAAGACGAGCGCGCGCCAUCCGCAGGUGCCAAGUCGCUCUGCAUUCCUUUCGACCAGAGCCACUGGCCCGCCAUCGAGCCCGGCAAGACCAAGUGCGUUGGAUGCGGCAAGGACGCGAAGAGGUGGACGUUGUUUGGAAGGAGUUACUAG
Messenger RNA from Coprinopsis cinerea okayama7#130, 2157 nucleotides. Its product is annotated as proline-tRNA ligase. Gene Ontology annotation, biological process: prolyl-tRNA aminoacylation. NCBI's taxonomy places the organism in Eukaryota, Fungi, Basidiomycota, Agaricomycetes, Agaricales, Psathyrellaceae. The coding region runs from base 1 to 2157 and encodes 718 amino acids. The transcript has 8 exons. Gene Ontology annotation, molecular function: proline-tRNA ligase activity; ATP binding; aminoacyl-tRNA deacylase activity. The record is from RefSeq and is a predicted model, not a curated record. Gene Ontology annotation, cellular component: cytoplasm; aminoacyl-tRNA synthetase multienzyme complex.